AUUUUUUAAUUUUAAUGCCAAUGUAAAACAGAUAAAGAAUUACAGUACAACUACACUCUACACAGCUUUAAUAAUUAAUAAUAUAAUAGUAUAUUAUUCUAUAAAAUACAAAAAAAUAGUGUUUAUUAUUAAACUAUGGUUUCUGAAAAAUGAAAAUCUAAAUCUAAGUCUAAUUACUAAUUAAUGUUAAUAUAGUAAUAUUAUUCUAAGUUAUAGAAUUUAAUCAAAUUAUUAAUAUGUUUUAUAAUAUGAGGUAUACUUUGUAAUUGUAACCGAAGAGCAAUGAAAAAAUGUAAUAUCGACUGAUAAAACAUUGUAGAUAUUAAGAAUUUAUAUUUUGCAUUGUUUUUGAUUGGUGGAAAUUGGAAUUGUAAGAUUUUGUAUAAUGGAUGAACAAGAAACAAAUAUUGCAACUUUUGUUGAUUUUGUUGAUUUUGAAUUGCCUGGAAAUGUAUUUAAUAGUGCCAUUGCACUGGGCGAUGUGGACAAUGACAAUGAAAUAGAACUUGUUAUUGGCAGUAUGGAAGGUGAUUUGUACAUAUUUAAAGGUCACCGGCUAAUUCAAAAAAUAUCUGGAUUAGGCAUAAUUACUGCAAUAGCUAUUGGAGACUUAAUGAACUGUGGCAGUAAUGCUUUAAUUGUUAUAUCUGGUGAUGGUUGGUGUCAUAUUUAUUUAUGCUUAAAGUUUAGUAAGUUAGAUCCAGCUGAUGAAUGUAUUAUGAAACUUGAACCUGUACAUGAUCAGCGAAUCCCAGCAAAUACCAAAGUGAUUUUACUAGGUGAUAUUGAUUCUGAUGGAAUGUUAGAACUAAUCGUUGGUUUGACGGACAGAGUGGUGCGUUCCUAUCGUUGGAGUCAGAGUGCAGCUGCUGGACGACUAGUACCAUUACAUAAAUGGGAAUGUGCUAACCAAAUCGGAACAAUUAUAUUGAUUAAGGAUGUUAAAAAUAGACCAUGUUUACUCGUUUCUCAACCUGGUGUCACUGCAAUGCGUUUUUAUUGUCCCAUUGCUUUUCCAGAAUUAAUUGAAAAAACAAUUGAAUAUGAAAAUGAAAAUGACUUGCCAUUAGAACUGCUUAAUCCUUCCAUAUCCUCAGUAAUGAUAGGAGAUCUCAAAGUAGAUACAAAUUGUGAACAAGAACUAUUUGAUAAAAAUGAUCAUUUAUAUGGAAUUGCUUCUUUAAAUGGCUUAGUAAUGUUGGCAAAAAAAGAGACAAUAUUAUGGGGUAAAAGUACCGAUCAAGAAUUGUUUGUUUUAAGUAAAUUGUCUAUAGUAGACGGUGGCCCUGAUUACUUAAUAACAUGUUCAUCAAAUGGAGAUACCUUUAUUGUGGAUCAGAUGGGUCAACAUGCAACAUUUAAGUUUGGAGAAUCUGUUUCUGCGUUUUGUUGUGGAAUGUAUACAGUAAAACCAAAUACAAAAUCUAUGUCUAGUUUUGUGUUUAUAACUAAUUCACAAAAGGUUUAUAUUUAUUAUGGUUUGAAAUUACCAAAUACGUGUGUCCAGAGCUUAUCAAAAUGUAUUGAAAAGGACAAUAAGCUUUCAAAAUAUAUGGACAAAUAUGAAGAACCAUUGAAAAAAAAAAUAAUUAGGAACUGUCUUUAUAAAUAUAAUCCUAAUAAAAUUUAAUAUGUAUAAUAUGAUAUGAUAUCAGUAAUAUAUAUUUUGUUACCAAAAA
Aphis gossypii (cotton aphid) is the source of this 1679-nucleotide messenger RNA. Its product is annotated as KICSTOR complex protein ITFG2-like. Lineage: Eukaryota; Metazoa; Arthropoda; Insecta; Hemiptera; Aphididae. Gene Ontology annotation, cellular component: KICSTOR complex. The transcript has 6 exons. Bases 386 to 1630 code for a protein of 414 amino acids. The record is from RefSeq and is a predicted model, not a curated record. Gene Ontology annotation, biological process: regulation of TOR signaling.